GACAGCGCACCGCCCCCCUGCAGGCAGCUCUGGGCUCAGUUUGAGCUGCAGAGACAGUCCAGACCGAAGCGCUGCUGGUAGGAGGUUUUACCCAGAGGAGGAAACUUUACACGUCAAACUAAGACUCUGGAGCGAGCUGGAGAGGAUUUAACACAGACAGCUGGAUGUCUGCAAAGUUUUCUUUGGCGUUGUUCUUCUUUUGAGCUUGGGUUUGGAGUUUUGGAACACAUAAAAAAACUUUCUAAAAUCGUAACUCUUCGUGGAAACUUUCUAUAAACCGCUCCUUGUUGUGCGUAUUUUCGGCGCGUCAUGCUAACUGAGUGAUGAUUGCUUUGGAAAUGUCACUCCAUCAUCCCGGCGGGGCAGAGGGAAAGUAAGAAACCACCUGUUGUGAAAUUUUCCUGGAGCCUCUCACGGAUAAACCCGAGCUGAGCCGAGACAGAGAGGCGCGCGUGCAGGGAGCGGAAUGCGGCCUUUACGCACGGAGCAGACGCAGAUCCUGAAAAGAUGAGUGCUAAUCUCUGCAGAAAUCUCUCCGUGCUUCGGGCUGUGUGUUUGCCUUGAGCAUGUUGCCAUGGUGACCCGGGCUCAGGUGAGCUCCGGUCGGGAUGGCUCGUGAGGACGCGGUGAAAUGUCUGCGCUGUCUGCUGUACGCGCUCAACCUGCUGUUCUGGCUGAUGUCAGUGUGUGUGUUAGGCGUGGCAGCGUGGAUCAGAGACUCCCUGAACACCGUGCUGACCCUGACAGCCCACACCAGGUUGGAGGAGGCAGCCGUCCUCACCUACUCUCCAGCAGUUCACCCGGUCUUCAUCGCCGUGUGCUGCCUCCUCUUCAUCGUGGCGAUGGUGGGAUACUGCGGCACGCUCAGGUGUGACCUGCUGCUGCUCUCCUGGUAUUUCUGCAGUCUUCUGCUCAUCUUCUGUGUGGAGUUAGCCAGCGCCGUGUGGACCUACGAUGAGCCCUCGGUGCAGCGCUCUGAUAUGAUCAGUCUGAAGUCGCGGAUGCCAAAUUUUGGCCUGCAGCGCUACCAGUGGCUCACACACACCUGGAACAGCUUCCAAACAGAGUUUAAAUGCUGUGGGGUGAUCUACUUCACGGAUUGGCUGGAGAUGACAGAGAUGGAGUUUCCACCUGACUCCUGCUGCUCAAAUCAGUAUCCAGGAUGUGCCCGCCACGCCAACAUGCACGACCUUAGCGACCUGCACCAAGAGGGCUGUGGUCCAAAGAUCUACAGUUUCAUUCGAGGGACGAAGCAGCUGCAGGUGUUGCGUUUCCUGGGCGUGUCUAUUGGUGUGGCUCAGAUCCUCGCCAUGGCGCUUACACUCACGCUUCUCUGGGCGCUUUAUUACGGACGGAAGGCCCCAGAACCAGACUCCAUAGCUCCGCCCCCUCACGAUGACUCCACCCCCCUCACAGUGACACACGGAGCCUCAGGUGAAGCUCAACAGUCUGGAUGUAACCGUACAAAUAAAGCGUGUAACAUCACAAACAACAGCGCUAACGCCAAAACAUCAGAUCUACAGUUUGAGAUGGAGAGACUAUCGUAGCAGAGACAACCUGCUUACUGAACUCCACAGAGGGACAUUCAAAGAUUAUUUAAAGAUGAGAGACUGAAA
Messenger RNA from Notolabrus celidotus (New Zealand spotty), 1616 nucleotides. It is a transcript of the gene tspan12, whose product is annotated as tetraspanin 12. The record is from RefSeq and is a predicted model, not a curated record. Lineage: Eukaryota; Metazoa; Chordata; Actinopteri; Labriformes; Labridae. The transcript has 7 exons. Gene Ontology annotation, cellular component: membrane. The coding region runs from base 609 to 1547 and encodes 312 amino acids.